GUGCGUUGAAUACUCAUUUACUUCAUUGUUUUGGUUUGUGCCGUCCCGUUAAGUUAGCUUGCCCUGCUAGGCUGGGUAGAGCUUAAAUUCGCGUCACGACAUGCAGCUCACCGUGAUGCAUGCUAACGCACUAGCUAAUGCUAACAGCUGGUUAGGUGUUUAUUGUUGUUGCUCCGUCCGGGUUUAUUAGUUUGAUAGCUGCCCGUCCGGGCUUUUACAACCGCUCGUUGUCCCGUACAGGUGACGGGCUCUCAAUCGUGUGGCGCGUGACCUCCUCCUAGCUUUUGUUGUUAUUUACACUUCUCGAGAGGAGUUUGCCUCCUAGCUAGCUUAGCGUAUGUAGCAUUAGCAUGUAGCUAGCCUGCUAGCUGACAGCUUGCAGGCUUGAAACUUGGGAGACAAGUUUUUUUUAUUCAGCCUCCACCAGUCGUGUUAAUGAAGAGCUGGUGAAGUGUUUCUAUAUAUCUAUGGUACGGAUAUAGAACAUUUCAGCAACGUUACAUUUAUUCAAAGUUUAACACUAAGGGGGUUAAAUGUGGUCAGUGAGGGCUGGCAGCAGCACAAGUGAAUCAGUGAUGCGGUUGUUAGCUUUAACUCUCGUUUUAUAAAUCUACGUAAAAACUCAUUUCAUUUUUUUAAAAGCUAUUCAUCAACACAUAGCAGACUGUACAUUACCGUGUAUUAGCUGCAUUAGUAAAGUGGAACGGUGAUUAAACAUUACCGCUUCAUAUUCUGUCCACCAGGUUCAUAACAACAGGAAACUCUUAAACCGUUGUAUUAAAUAUGAGCUAACUCGUCACCUUCAGACCUUUUUUUGUUUUUGUUUUAGUGAAACCAAUGAUACCUUUCAAAGACUUCUCUAAAUGCUGUGUUGUGACAACUGUGGAAAGGUUCAGGUCGCUUCUGUACGGGCCCCACGGUGAGGUGUCUUCUCAUGUGCAGCUAAGCCAACCUGACAUCCUAAACCUCUCCGUCUCUGGGAUUCUUUGCAGUCUUUCACACCUACAGUCCAAACUGUCUGUGUGGCUGUUUGUAGAUCCAGCAGAAAGCUAUUGCAACAUCCAUUUCUCACCUAGUCCAUUCUUUGUUGAGCUAAACUGCCCCCUCUUCCUCUUCCUCCUCCUGUGUUUGAAAGACUUCUACCACAGCAUUUUUAAUCUUUUUGGGGAGCUCGUUUUAUGUAGGUGGCAUGAUGGAAAUAUUGAAUAAUUCAUCAACUGUUGUGUCCCAAAAUAUUACUGUGUCUCAAAAAGUUUUUCAUCUCUCGCCACAAGUAAGCAAUACACGUAUCCACUUAUGCUGGGCUUGUGGUCACCCUGAUUGUUUAAAUCACUUCUUAUCAGUUCUGAUUUUGAAGUUGAUAUGCAAUCAAAGGAUUGCGUGCCGGUACCGGUGACUGCGAGAUGAUAUUGUGUGUGUGGCUGUCGGGCAUCUUUUCAAAUGGCUGAAAAAAGGCUCGCCCGCUUGUGCUGCAAGUGUAGGCCGCGCUAUGAGCCACAGCCAAAGGUGGGAGUGAAAAUGUAUGUGUGAAUUAUGACACAAGCACUGCCCUGGCUUCAGAGAUGCACCGAGGCUUAUGUCUUGACAUUUCUGUCCCCGCGUCAUCUCUUUGCUUUUGAGGAGUACACAGUGACUGAUUUUUAAAAUGAGUGUUUACGUGGAUGACGUCAUUCCAUAGUGCCGUAGAUAUUGGAAAGUGGUUUGCUGGCCUCUGUUCUGUGGAUGUACGUGAGUGUAUGUUGGUGGCUCCACCCACUGAGUGGGCUUGCGUAGUGCUAUGACUCAUUCCCCCCCCCCCCCUCCUCCUUGAUGGAAUUCAACACACAAACACACUGGACUGAAUACAUCAUGCAGGCUGAGCUUUGGCACAGAAUUGAAAUGUGCAGACCUGGUUAACGUUACAGCGGUCAGUUUAAUCGUCUGAUUUUACUUGCGGUUGCUGGAUUAUCUGACAUUCCUCUGCUGACAAUAUCACAGUGGAUGUCUAUUUAAACAAACAGGCACUAAUCUGGCUCUUAAAUGUCCAACUGUGGUCUUUUAAACAAAAAAAACAAAGAAGAAGAAAAAAGUAACAAGCAUGUUGCCACCAUCAGCCCCGAAGCCCUGAAAGAGCUGGACCCCAGUUUGUCCUGAAGAGGCUGAAUGCUGGCUGCAGCCCCAGCAAACACCCGACUCUCAGAGCCAGUCAGACAUGUUGUUUUUUGCCCUGGCUGGGGAUUAAGCUAGAAUGCUAAUAAUAAGGGGCUUUAUAGGGACAGGAUGAGCACUGGACAGCUGGACGGGCUCAGGGUCAACGGACAUGAGAUCAUGGACGAGCCCAUGGAGGAGGGAGAGUCUUUCUCACACUGUGAUGAAGAGACAUACGAGGAGAUUCCCAUCACCCACCAUGUGAAAGAGGGCUGCGAGAAAGCCGACCCAUCUCAGUUUGAACUGCUCAAAGUCCUCGGCCAGGGCUCUUUCGGCAAGGUGUUUCUUGUCAGGAAGCUCUUGGGUCCAGAUGCUGGUCAGUUAUAUGCAAUGAAAGUUCUAAAAAAGGCAUCUUUGAAAGUCAGGGACAGAGUUCGCACUAAGAUGGAAAGAGACAUUUUAGUGGAAGUCAAUCAUCCCUUCAUAGUGAAGUUGCACUACGCCUUUCAGACAGAAGGGAAACUGUAUUUAAUACUGGACUUUCUCAGGGGAGGGGAUGUAUUCACUCGCUUAUCCAAAGAGGUUAUGUUUACAGAGGAAGAUGUGAAAUUCUACCUUGCAGAGCUGGCCCUGGCCCUCGACCACCUGCACAGCCUGGGCAUAGUUUACAGAGAUCUCAAGCCAGAGAACAUCUUACUUGAUGAAGCUGGACACAUAAAGUUAACAGACUUUGGCUUGAGUAAAGAGUCAGUAGAUGCUGAUAAGAAGGCGUAUUCCUUCUGUGGUACGGUGGAGUAUAUGGCCCCUGAGGUGGUCAACAGGAGAGGACACACACAGAGUGCCGACUGGUGGUCUCUGGGAGUGCUUAUGUUUGAGAUGCUAACGGGGACGUUACCGUUCCAAGGCAAAGACCGAAAUGAGACCAUGAACAUGAUUCUCAAAGCGAAGUUGGGAAUGCCCCAGUUCCUGAGUUUGGAAGCCCAGAGUUUGCUGAGAAUGCUGUUUAAACGUAACCCUGCUAACAGGCUAGGGGCCGGGCCCGACGGAGUGGAGGAGAUCAAACGCCACGCUUUCUUUUCCACCAUCGACUGGAAUACACUGUACAGGAGAGAGCUCCAGCCCCCGUUCAAGCCUGCGGCAGGUAAACCAGAUGACACGUUCUGCUUCGACCCAGAGUUCACCGCUAAAACGCCUAAAGACUCCCCAGGUAUCCCUCCCAGUGCUAACGCCCACCAGCUCUUCAAAGGCUUCAGUUUUGUUGCUCCAAACCCGAUGGAUGAGAACAAGAGCUCCCCACUGCUCAGCAUACUCCCUAUAGUUCAGAUGCACGGGGGCUCGACCAAGUUCUCCGAUCUUUACGAGCUGCAGGAGGACAUAGGGGUCGGCUCCUACUCCAUCUGUAAACGCUGUGUACACCGAGUCUCUGCCAUGGACUAUGCUGUGAAGAUUAUAGACAAAAGUAAGAGGGACCCCUCUGAAGAGAUCGAGAUCCUGAUGCGAUACGGACAGCAUCCCAACAUCAUCACUCUGAAGGACGUGUAUGACGAGGGCAGGUAUGUCUACCUGGUGACGGAGCUGAUGAAGGGAGGGGAGCUGCUGGACAAGAUCCUCAGGCAGAAGUUUUUCUCUGAGAGAGAGGCCAGUGCUGUGCUCUACACCAUCACCAAGACUGUUGACUACCUCCACUGCCAAGGGGUGGUGCACCGAGACCUGAAGCCCAGUAACAUCCUGUACAUGGAUGACUCGGGAAACCCCGACUCCAUCCGGAUCUGUGACUUUGGAUUCGCCAAGCAGCUUCGGGGGGGCAACGGCUUGCUCCUCACCCCCUGUUACACCGCCAACUUUGUGGCGCCAGAGGUACUAAUGCGGCAAGGUUAUGAUGCAGCCUGUGAUAUAUGGAGCCUUGGAGUUCUACUGUACACCAUGCUGGCAGGGUACACGCCGUUUGCUAACGGGCCCAACGACACGCCGGAGGAGAUUCUCCUCCGGAUAGGAUCCGGAAAGUUCUCUUUGACCGGUGGCAACUGGGAUACGGUGUCGGACACCUCAAAGGACCUGCUGUCCCAUAUGCUCCAUGUGGACCCUCAUCAGCGAUACAGAGCAGAGCAGGUCCUGAAGCAUUCCUGGAUCACCUGCAGAGACACGCUUCCACAUUUCCAGCUCACACGCCAUGACGCACCGCAUCUCGUCAAGGGAGCCAUGGCUGCAACCUAUUCAGCACUGAGCCAGAAGACGAGUCAGCCGGUGUUGGAGCCCGUGGCGGCGUCCAGUCUAGCCCAGAGACGCAGCAUGAAGAAACUCACCUCAACUGACAUGUAGACACACACACACACACACACACACACACACACACCGCUCGCCCUCCAGUUUUGACCUCACUCUCAGUCGGACUGUCAUACGCAAACAAACACAGACCGAAGUCCUGGCCAGUCAGACCUACUGUCUCCCUUUUUUUUUAAAUCUAUUUAUUUGGCGCACCCGACAUGUGCACACUCACACUGGACGAGGUUGCAUAGUGAAGAAGUCAGCUGAGGAGGAAGAGGGGAGACUCGCAUAUCUGUUACUGCUGGGGAGACAGACUUGUAUUUAUUUCCACAGCUUUCAUAUGCACUUGCCCUCCUCGCCUUUCAUUCUCCCUUCCUCGCGUGGGGAAGAAACACACCAGCUGAUGUGCUCCUUCACUGUGAUUGGCUGAUUCCGAGCUGCUUUUGGUAAACUGUGCCCCAUACUCCCUCACUCUGCUCUUCAUCUGCGCUCCGCUGUCCUCCUCGGUUCUGUCUCCUUCCCUUGUCAUCUGUCACUGUCUUAAAGUUCUUUCCUUCAAAGUGCAGUUAAUGGUUUGUGUGUGAGAGUGCUGGCAGGACGAUAUUGACUGAGGGACAUCAGAAGACUGUUUCCUCUCCUAAAAAUUAUGACAAAAAUAUGAUUCUGCUUGUGGCGGAUUAGAAAGUCUCCUCGGGAUCAAAAUCAUCCGCCAGCACUUUUGUUCCAUGAAUGCAUGUGUGGACGGAACGCGUGUUUCUUUUCCCUUCAAAGUUCGCCAUCUGACUCCUGUUACUGUGUGAUGCUCGCAGCGUAUCGAAAGAGAAGAAAAGCUGCAGAUGUUAACGUCUAGAGUUUGAAGGUGGAACAAUGUAACAAUAACAGAAAUUCUAGUUUGCAAAAAAAAUAUAUAUAUAAAUAUAUAUGAGGAGCAUGUGGGGGAGCUGUAGGGAUUUCUCUGAGGGGGACGGGAUGCACCCCGUCGAACCACAGAGGCUGAAUUAAAAAGAAAACAAAAAAGAUUCCAUGGAUAUCUCUUCAAAAAGACAUUGUGGAAAUUGUAUGAUAUUGUAUUUAUUUCAUUUGAUUUUUAAGAUUCUAUUUUUCUUUCAAGUUCUGUAUAUAUUGACAUUAAAGAUCAUUAUUGACAUGCA
Messenger RNA from Anarrhichthys ocellatus (wolf-eel), 5543 nucleotides. RefSeq names its product ribosomal protein S6 kinase a, like (gene rps6kal). The transcript is spliced from 22 exons. The coding region runs from base 2260 to 4446 and encodes 728 amino acids. The record is from RefSeq and is a predicted model, not a curated record. NCBI's taxonomy places the organism in Eukaryota, Metazoa, Chordata, Actinopteri, Perciformes, Anarhichadidae. Gene Ontology annotation, molecular function: protein serine/threonine kinase activity; magnesium ion binding; ATP binding. Gene Ontology annotation, biological process: protein phosphorylation; intracellular signal transduction.